AUGGGCCAUGUCGCCCAUCCAAGCUUUGUCCGUCAUGAAAAUGAGGCGGAAACCUGUCGGAAGGGGUAUCUACCUGUGGCAUGCUUUGUGAGCUGGGCAAUCUACGGUCAUCGCUACGACCCUCGGGAUCUCCCGGUUGACAACCUCACCUACGUUCUCUAUGCAUUCGCCAAUGUGCGACCGGAAGCGGGCGAAGUCUACCUUUCUGAUCCCUAUGCGGAUAUACGGAGACAUUACGCCACCGACCCGUGGUCUGAUACCGGCAACAACGUCGACGGUUGUAUCAAGCAGUUCUAUCUUUUGAAGCAACGGAAUCAUAACCUGGAGGUCCUGCUCUCUAUCGGAGGCUGGAAAUACUCCACGAACUACGCACAGUCAGCAAGCAGAAUAGUGGACGGAAACAAUUUGCGCAGACAGCUGUCAAGCUGCCCAAGACCUAGGGCUGGACGGCUUGGACAACGACUGGAAGGCAUAGCUAUUAUCCGGCUGCAAAAGCGUUAA
Molecule: messenger RNA, 501 nt
Organism: Aspergillus nidulans FGSC A4
Lineage: Eukaryota; Fungi; Ascomycota; Eurotiomycetes; Eurotiales; Aspergillaceae
Exons: 3
Coding region: 1-501 (166 amino acids)
Biological process (GO): carbohydrate metabolic process
Source: RefSeq, a predicted model, not a curated record